GGGGCCAUUGCUUUCGCUGUGGUAAAACCGGACACCUUCCCGCCGCCUGUUCAGAAACGGUCACCGUUGCCGGCAAACCCGUUGCUGCCAUCUCUGCAAAAUCAAACAGCAAGAAUGCCCUCCUUGCACCAAACGGAAGUCCAUUCUGCUUCACGUUUGCACGGGGAGGAGCCUGCCCCUUUGACGGAAAGGGGAAAGGAUGCAUCAACCACCACGGCUGCAGCGUCUGCCUCGACACCGGUCAUGGUGCCGCAAAGUGUUCCUACCUCGCUUGAUCCUCGCAACGUCACGACGCCCAUCCAGGUUGACAAAGUGGAAGCCUUGUUACAAGAGCUGGGCAUUGCAGAGGAUUGGCGUCAUGUCCUAGAGGGACUACGCAACGGUUUUGAUGUUGGUGUCAAAGACACACCCCCACGCUCCUUUAUGUUCAAAAAUCAUGCAUCGGCCUCGCUGGACGAGGAAUUCAUCGACUCAUACAUUGCUGGAGAGCAAGCUGCAGGGCGAUACUCACAGGGCUUUGCCCCCGACGACCUAGAGGGUAUUAUAGGAUUCUUUCGCACGUCACCCUUAGGGCUAGUGCCCAAACCUCAUUCCGACCAUCUGCGGAUGGUGCAGGACAUUUCAUACCCUCGCAACAAUGUAUGCCAUAAAUCCCCCUAGUGUUUGUAGUCUCGAAUAACAUUUGCACUUUCAUGUGUAGCCCG
Molecule: messenger RNA, 704 nt
Organism: Somion occarium
Lineage: Eukaryota; Fungi; Basidiomycota; Agaricomycetes; Polyporales; Cerrenaceae
Source: the annotation of a GenBank genome assembly